Didymodactylos carnosus is the source of this 1809-nucleotide messenger RNA. NCBI's taxonomy places the organism in Eukaryota, Metazoa, Rotifera, Eurotatoria, Philodinida, Philodinidae. The record is from the annotation of a GenBank genome assembly.
AUGAGCAAAGUAUUUAUAUCUCGACCGGAUGCAAGUGUAUUGUGGGGUUUUCGUUUACAAGGUGGUGUUGAUUAUAAUGAACCACUACGCAUAAUUAAUGUAGUUGCAAAUUCACCAGCAGAUGGCAAAAUCGAUCCUGGCGAUACAUUAUUAGAAAUAGGAGAAAAUAAUGUUAUAAACUUGAAACAUCAAGAUGCUUUAAAACUGAUUCAACAAUGUACAAAUGCAAUGUUUCUAACAGUAUACAAAAUUCACUAUACCUAUUCGUCGACGUCAAAUCAAUCAGUUUUAACCGUUUGGAAACCGUCACAACAACCACAAGGAUACGCAAAUUACUCUCCUCACAGCGGUGGACAACCUCCACAAAUACAAAAUCCUCAACCGCCAAAUAAUAAUUCGGCGAGUUCUUACAAUCAAUCAAAUAAUUUUAAUAACUCGUGGCAAAAUGCGGUUGAAACAUAUAAUUUUAAUCCACUAUCAAAUAACCAGUACAGUUCUGAAGCAUCACAGCAGCAGCAGCCAAUCGCAGCCGCUCCUCAUCUCCCUUCUUCAGCACCAUCCAUACCUACUCAAUCUUCAUACAUCCCAAUGGCUCCUUCGCCAAAUGCAACUCUAAUAGCAAGUACUGCUAGUACAUUAAGAAACCAUCAAACAAGACUACCUAUAUUCUCAUCGCAAACAUCCAUUGAGCAGACUGAUUUAUCAAAUAUACCAGCUGCCUUAAUGAAAAGUUUGAGCAGGCUCAAUGGUCCAAAACCAUUCACAUAUAUACCGGGUGGUCUAGAUUUAUCCAAAAUUCUUGAAUCAUCUAGAGUUCGUAGACAUCGUGAACACCAUUUGAAUAGUGAAGAUCGAAUUCAACAAAAACAGCAAUCGUCGAUCAUAAUGAAUCGUCGUGUUGUGCCACAAGAGCCGAUGAACCAUCGUUAUGCAGCAUCUGGACCACCCAAUGGAUAUCAGCCAUUUAGUUAUGCACGAACACAAAAUUCAACGCCACCACCACCUCCAAAGAAGCAAAUUAUUCACGAUACAGAUGUCAUUACUCAAUCACGCUCAUUUCAAAUGCUUCAAGGAUGGAUAUCAGACAGUGAAAAAAUAAUACCACAAGCAAAUCUGACAAAAUCAUCAGUUACUCAUGCUAUUGAAGAUGAACAGUCUGAUGAUCGACAUCGAAGUAAUGGCAGCGGGACUAAUGCUGUACCAGCAUCUCGUUCAUUUCGUUAUCUUCAAGAUCAAUAUCCCAAUGGGUCAAAUGGAACGACAACGACGACUGUUAAAGAAGAAGCUACCACAGUGAUAACAUCAAAUGAUCAACAGCAAACAGGAACAGGACUUCGUCGAGGAAGUGAUAAUCAUGUACCAUCAAGAUCAUUUCGAUAUUUACAAGAUCAUAUUGAAUCAAAUCCACAACUACAGGGAGUGCCAGUUAAUAAAUCAUCGGUGAAUAAUAGAGAUGAUCUCAUAGAAAUUUAUAAUAAACCCCCUCCUAGUCAUCGAGAACGAGAAGCAGAAGCUCCAAAGUUCACCGGAUCAACGAUCCCAUCACGCUCAUUUCGAUUUUUACAAAUGAUGACACAAGAAGAAAAAAGCAAUGCCAAACAACAGCAACGGUCAAUAACCAAACCUCAAGUUAACUUGCAAAGCUAUGAAGAAGAAGAUCAUGAAGAUGACAUUAAAUUCGACGGACUUCCAUCAAAAUCAUUCAGAUAUCUUCAAGAAAUAACUGGAGAAUCAACGAGAAACAAAGAUACAUCAGAGAUGAGAAGAAAAUUAAAAACGAGAGGUAUACAGAUGAUUAAUCAUCAUUGA